Messenger RNA from Arthroderma uncinatum, 528 nucleotides. RefSeq lists its product as uncharacterized. Bases 1 to 528 code for a protein of 175 amino acids. The transcript has a single exon. NCBI's taxonomy places the organism in Eukaryota, Fungi, Ascomycota, Eurotiomycetes, Onygenales, Arthrodermataceae. The record is from RefSeq and is a predicted model, not a curated record.
AUGGCAUCUGGAAUGCUAUUCGACCCAAUGAGGCUCCUCCGCCUAGCUCCCCUCAUCAGCAGCACAGGAAGUGUAAUGUACUCGACCUGCGAACUCAUCAUGAACUCCGCCUUCCUACACCCAUCUAUCCGCAAAGAAGCCGACGUUGUCCUUCCUCGCUGGUUCAAAACAGUAUUUCAAAGCGGCGUCACGAUAGUCAUUGGACUAAUCACCAUAACCACCUCUACCUCCUUUGCCAACAUAUACCUCUCGUAUAACAACGACGCUUCCAUCGUAGAAGGCGCCAUGGCUCUCCCUUUCAGUGCCAAAAUGUACGCUUUGGGUGUGGCUUGUGCGUUGGGCCAUUUGACCUUUAUUCCCUGGGUUUCCCAACCGAUCGAUCAUUUGAAGGAAAAUACUUCGAAGAGGGGUGGCUCGGCUGAGAUGAAAGAUUGGCUGAGCGUUCAUAGGAUUCGAUGGACCGUUGCGGAUUUUCCUGCCUGGGUGGCUUUCUUCUUGGCUGUUUUGACAUUUGAAGGGGCUCUUUAA